GCUAAUUGGCACACCACCUACCUUAGGUAGGUAGGUACCUCUUAGCACUGAUAACAGCUGCGAAAGGUGGUACUUUAGAGUAAAUAACAGCGAAAUGGUCCCUCUUAAAUUAUUAUUUUACUGUAACCAUUCCACUAGUUGCCUCAUUUGCAAUUUCUUCUUCUUGAUUAGGUAUUUAUUAGGUAGAUGUGUCUUCAAACAGGGCAGCAUUUACUUCAGCAGUUACUCAGUCCCAUUCAGGUUGGACGACCAGAUGACUUUACAAGCCAAUUCAAGUAGUUCAGAUUUACCCAGUAUUAUUAUGCUGGACAUCAUGAUUAACUUCUUAAAAUAGCUGACGAGCUUAAGGGCGACCAAAUUCCCAUGACAUGAAAUCCACCUCUAAAUAUCUCUACACCAACCACACCUUCGUCUAAUUAAUGCUAUGAUUACGUCUGAAUGUGUGGAUUCGGUAAGAGCUUCCAGGUGAUGAUAACC
This is a messenger RNA of Daldinia vernicosa, 477 nucleotides long. RefSeq lists its product as uncharacterized. The transcript has a single exon. The annotation marks the transcript as partial. Lineage: Eukaryota; Fungi; Ascomycota; Sordariomycetes; Xylariales; Hypoxylaceae. The record is from RefSeq and is a predicted model, not a curated record.